AUGAAACCGUUUCCAUCUUUGCUCGGUCUGGCAUCCUGCUGGAAGGACUAUUCAGGAUACCAGAAGAUUUCGAUCGAUUUCAAGAGCGCUGAUGUCGGCAGGAAAAUUGUUAGCUAUCUCGAAACGCUACCAUCCUAUGAUGAAUGGCAGCUUGACCAGCAGCGAGUUGAAUUUAUCGUUAGCCAAGAUGACCAUCAUGUUCUCCUUACAGCAAUGGAUGAUUUCUUCCAUGAUAUCGAGUCAGUGAAAUCAUCAAGAUUCUCGAUUCCGGAGCCAGAUGUACCGACUGGGCUUUAUUUGGAGGAAUAUGAUCAGUAUCUAACUAACGAUCAGCUCGACGAAUGGUUUGACUGGCUAGCAAUCAGUUUUUCCGAUUUGGACAACGGAUUUGUCCUACGCCAGGAGGAAAUCGGCCGCUCUUACGAAAAUCGAGCAAUGAAAGGCUUUAGCUUGCGGAACCCAUCCAAAGACCUCCCAUGGAUUGUGAUUGAUUGUGGGAUUCACUCCCGAGAAUUCAUUUCUCAUGCAACUUGCCGGAACUUGCUGAUCAACCUGGCGGAAUGCGCGGCAAACGAUGCAUCCUGCGAUACUGAGUUCUCGAAUUUCUACGAGUUCAACUGGUAUAUCAUGCCAAAUCUUAACCCGGAUGGCUACGAAUACAACUGGACAACUGACAGAAUGUGGAGAAAGAAUAGAACUCCUACGCAAGGAAGUAUUUGCAAGGGCGUUGAUUUGAACAGGAAUUCGGAUAUUGCCUGGUCUACUGUAGGAGCAUCGGGUGAGCCUUGUUCGAAUACUUACUACGGAACUGGACCAUUUUCUGAACCAGAAAUGGCUGCCUGGAACACGACCAUUGGCUCAAUUCAUGAACAAGGAAAAAUCGAAGUCUAUAUCAGUUUCCAUGCGUACGCUCAGAAACUUCUGUCGAGCUGGGCAGUGGACUUUUCUAUCAUAGCAGACGAGCCACCAACUCUUGAGGAACUCCAGGCAGCUGGAGCAGCUGCGUCUCAGGCCAUGACAGAACAGCAUGGCGAAACCUACCUCUACGGUCAAUCUAGAGAUAGUCUGUACCCCUCUUCUGGCACGAGCAAAGAUUAUGCGAUGGAUGUGCUUGAGGUGCCAUUGUCCUGGACUUGGGAGCUGCGCGAUACUGGCGAGUAUGGUUUCUUGCUUCCAUCUGACCAAAUCAUGCCAGUUUGGGACGAAGUCAAGGCUGGCCUCAUCGAAGUGGCAAAAUAUGUUCUUGGGAAAUAA
This is a messenger RNA of Oikopleura dioica, 1254 nucleotides long. Lineage: Eukaryota; Metazoa; Chordata; Appendicularia; Copelata; Oikopleuridae. The record is from the annotation of a GenBank genome assembly.